This is a messenger RNA of Paramecium pentaurelia, 597 nucleotides long. NCBI's taxonomy places the organism in Eukaryota, Ciliophora, Oligohymenophorea, Peniculida, Parameciidae. The record is from the annotation of a GenBank genome assembly.
AAUGGAUGAUUUUUUUGAAGACGCCUAAACUCAAGAUAUACAAAAUGUUUAAUAAGACGGUUCAUAAGCUUAAUAAGUAAAAAAUUAUAGUAUCUUAAGUAUGCUGUCUUUGAUGCAUUUGAAAAUGAGUCACCAACUCAAGCAAUUACAUUAAAUGCAUACGUGGUACUAUUUAAGUUAAGCAUAGAGUCCAGAAUAAUAAUUAAGAAAGGAUAAAUUGAGAGUAAUUGAAGAUGAAAGAAUAGCUUAAAUCAGAGAGAAAGAUUAAUAAGAAAGAUUAUUGAAAUAGUAAAAAAAAUAAAAAGCCUAAGAGUAUUUACAGGAGUUUAAAAAGUAAUUAUUGUUGAUUUAUAUUAAGACAAUAAGAUGCAGAUAUUGCAUAAAAAAGAAGUCAAAAUAAGUAGAAAUAAGAAAUCUGGCUUGAAAAUAAUAAAAAUCAUAACCAAUAUGUAUUAUGUGUUACUAAUUAAAAGAAAAACUCUUGGGAUUAAAUAGCAUAAAAUAUCGCUUUAAAAGAUGGGGAAUAUCCUGGAUAAAAAGAUGUAACAAAGAUGAGAUAAGCAAUCCUUAAUAAAAGAAGCGAUCUGACUAAAUGAU